CGAGAGAAGAGGUCCCGAACUGCUCACUUGUGCGCGAUCAUGGCUCUCGUAUUCAACGCGUCCGGAAAUAUACAGAGACUACAAAGGAUUUUCCAGAGAGCUUAUUCGGAUGCCAAAUAUCCUCAAAUCACGACUCAUUACACAGUAGUGCCCAGGGAGCAAGAUUCAAGAUGGAAAGAUGUAAAUAUGGAAAGGUUUGUGGAUGAAACCGACAUUCUAAUUGUUGGUGGCGGUCCAGGUGGAUUAUCGGCAGCUAUUCAGGCUCGUAGAUUAGCAGAGAAGCAUGGCAAGGAACUAAGAGUUACUCUUGUUGAAAAAGCAUCUACAAUCGGAGGACAUAUUCUUAGUGGUGCCUGUUUGGAUCCAAUUGCCUUGAACGAGCUUUUUCCAAGUUGGAAAGAAUUGGGUGCACCAUUAAAUACUCCUGUUACGGAAGACAAAUUUGCAUUUCUUACAGAAAAGAAAAGAAUAUCUAUACCUAUUUUUAAAGGAAUGCCAAUGUAUAAUCAUGGAAAUUAUAUAGUAAGAUUAGGGCAUGUUGUGGCAUGGCUUGGUGAACAAGCAGAAGCUGCUGGUGUAGAAAUAUAUCCUGGUUAUGCUGGGUCAGAAGUUUUAUAUCAUGAAGAUGGAUCUGUCAAAGGAGUGGCUACAAAUGAUGUUGGUAUUGCUAAAGAUGGCUCACCCAAAGAUACAUUCGAACGGGGCAUGGAACUUCAUGCAAAAUGUACCAUAUUUGCAGAAGGCUGUCAUGGUCAUUUGACAAAACAGUUAUCGAAGAAAUUGAAUCUUAGGAAAGAUUGCGAGCCACAGACAUAUGGCAUUGGAUUAAAAGAGGUUUGGGAGAUAGAGCCAAGCAAACAUAAACCUGGAGCAGUUGAACAUACAGUUGGCUGGCCACUUGAUAGAAAUACAUAUGGUGGAUCAUUUUUAUAUCAUCUAAAUGAAGAAACACCUUUAGUUGCUGUAGGCUUUGUUAUAGGAUUGGAUUAUACCAAUCCCUAUCUAUCUCCAUUCAAAGAGUUUCAGAGAUUUAAACAACAUCCUAGCAUUAGGCCCACAUUUGAAGGAGGAAAAAGAAUAGCUUAUGGAGCUAGAGCAUUAGGAGAGGGUGGAUUCCAAUCUAUUCCAAAACUUCAAUUUCUUGGUGGUUGCCUUAUUGGAUGUACAGCAGGUUUUCUAAAUGUACCCAAAAUUAAAGGAACUCAUAAUGCUAUGAAAAGUGGUAUGUUGGCUGCGGAAAGUGUUGUCGAAGCGAUUAUAGAUGCGGAAAUUAAUACCUCACCGACGAAAGGCUUAGAACCAAAAACAUAUACAGAUAAAAUAAAAAGUAGUUGGAUUUAUAAAGAACUGAAAGCCGUGAGAAACAUGAGACCUAGCUUCCACACUUCUCUUGGACUUUAUGGUGGCUUGAUGUAUUCAGGAAUAUCCAUGUUAGUGGGCGGAAGAGAACCGUGGACUUUUUCUCAUGGAGGACCUGAUUAUCAAAAGUUGAAAUCUGCAGCUGAAUCGACGCCUAUAGAAUAUCCUAAACCGGAUAAUAAAGUGUCUUUUGAUCUUCUGUCAUCAGUGGCUCUAACCGGUACGAAUCACGAAGCUGAUCAACCAGCCCAUUUAACUUUGAUGGAUGAUACUAUUCCAGUGAAAAGGAAUCUAGCUAAAUUUGCUGGUCCGGAAGGCCGAUUUUGUCCUGCUGGUGUUUACGAAUUCGUGCCGUUAGAAAGCGGAGAUGGCGAGAGAUUACAGAUCAAUGCGCAAAAUUGCAUUCACUGUAAGACUUGCGACAUCAAGGACCCGAGUCAGAACAUCAAUUGGGUCGUGCCCGAAGGUGGCGGUGGACCUGCUUACAACGGCAUGUAAAUUCGGUCGAUUGAUACAUUGAACGCGUUUGAACGUGCAGUGUUCGUUAAUUACUUCAUUGUUCGCAUCAAUAUCGGCUUUAUAUCCUUUUCGACGAAGCGUAGAUAUACAUCGUAAUUAUGUUUUCGAUUCUGCAAAUAUAAUUGGGCGUUUUCAAUAAUUACGAGUAACGUGUUUUCUGGAUUUCGUGCGUUACAAUGGUAUAAUUAUUGAAUAUAUUGCACAAAUAAUGUAAUUAUUUCGGAUUCUGAUCGAACGGAUUAAUACGAUUACGAGAUCAAUUCGAUAAAGAGGUAUACGAUCUAUCUUUUUUAUCGUGUAUAUGUCAAUUUUGUAACUGUACAUAUAUAACAUUUUUUAUCCAUUGCCGAACAAUUUACAAAAUUUAUCACUUGCUGGGAUAAUGUUUAUUGAAUCGGUAAUCAGAUUGGGAGACAUCAUGUGAUAUAUUAAUUUGAUGGGAAAUCUGUGUUCUUGUUUCGACAUCUUUGCGAUGCACUUUUACAAUGAACUUUGAAAAUAUAGGAGAAAUAAAGUGUUUCUCGAGCGUAAAGAGAAACAGUUUUUAUAACAGUGUUCUAUUGUUAUAGAUUUUUGAUAUAAUCAUUGUUUAGAAAUAUAUCUUGUACACUUUGUAUAUUAGUAUAUUUUUUUAUACAAGAGAUCAUUGAAAUAUAUAUU
Molecule: messenger RNA, 2538 nt
Organism: Nylanderia fulva
Lineage: Eukaryota; Metazoa; Arthropoda; Insecta; Hymenoptera; Formicidae
Source: RefSeq, a predicted model, not a curated record